Messenger RNA from Theileria annulata, 1338 nucleotides. RefSeq lists its product as uncharacterized. The transcript has 4 exons. The coding region runs from base 1 to 1338 and encodes 445 amino acids. Gene Ontology annotation, molecular function: ATP binding; ATP hydrolysis activity. NCBI's taxonomy places the organism in Eukaryota, Apicomplexa, Aconoidasida, Piroplasmida, Theileriidae. The record is from RefSeq and is a predicted model, not a curated record.
AUGGGUACUUUUGCCGAAAUUGAACUCCCAAAAGGUUACACAGUCGCUUUCUUGUAUGAUUUUUUAAAGAAAUCUGGAGUUCCCGUUAGCCUAAUAAACCUAAAAGUCUUUAGAUCCGCAUAUAAUUCUUGUAACUUUACACAUUUUCACGUUUUUAUAGGUGAUUCCUUGUCCUUCCUAGACAAAUUCCUUUCUGAACAUCUGAAGAAAUCGAACACAUUUAAACACAGUUUUAUCAUUUUUGAUAAAUUCGAUCUCUGGCCUUCAUGUUCAUCAGAAUAUCAAGUAAACAAACUUGACGAUAACAAUAGUAAAUCUGAACACAAUCGUAAUAAUAGAGUAAAAAGUAAUAACCCAUACGUUAAGUUGUUAAGGUUGAGUGAAGGGGUAGAGGAAAGAGUUGAAAAGUGUAGAAUAAAUUGGGUAUACAAAUUCUUUUAUUGGAUUAGAUUUUCAGUUUUAUAUCUUUUGGAGGAACAACAGGAACAUAGUUUGGUUUGUCUGUGCCUUUACGGUGACCCGUUUAACUCUAAGCCUUUCUAUAAUGAUAUUUUCACACAAAAAUUUUUAUUGAAAGAGUUCAUCAAUUUCAUAGCCGAAUUGAAUAUUAUAGAGCAUUUUGAAGGAGAUUUGGAGGAAAUAAGGGAUAAAAAAGAGCAAGUAGAUGAGAGCUCAAAAAACAACAUAGAAGUUGUAAAGAGGAUAUCAGAAUUUCUGGAUACCUAUAAACCAAAAGAUUCAAACACGAACAUUGAUAUAAAUGGUCACCAAAAAUCAGUUUACGAUAAAAUAGAUAAAGAUAUAAGGAUAUUAAAUUUAUAUAUACCAUUUGAAGUGGAUAUAAAGUCACUUGAGUUGGGCAGGGUUACGUUAAUCUGUGGUCCCGAGUCAUCAGGGAAAACUGUGCUGUUGAGAUCAAUUGCAAAAUCUUGGUAUCAUUUGACUAAUUCCAAUCACACGAGUAUUGAAUUAGAUUAUAGAGAAGAUAACACGACCGCUGAGUCGUGUGGCUAUGUUAUAAAUAUAGACUUCAAUGAACUGCUGAGCGAGUUGGUUGGAGUUUCAGAAUUAUACCUAAAGAAUAUAUUUGUUAAGGCCAAGUAUAACAAGCCCUGCCUGGUGGUGUUUGAUGGAAUUGAAUGCUUGCUUACGAAGGUUAAUAUUGAAGAAGAAAGACAAGUGGCAGUCACAGUCGCCAACAUUUUAUUAAACCAGCUAUAUAAUCUAGACAUUGAUAUUAAAUUUUUGACCUCUACAUCAGGUGAUACAGACAUUUCUAAACUUCACAGUUCAUUUCUUAACAUUGUAGACACUCUAAUAGUGUUACACAAAUCUUGA